AUGGCUUUCAUAUUGCUCUAUCCAGCUGUAGCUGCUCUUGCACUCUUUAUUGUAGGUGUGAUUAUUGUAAUAUUGCGGUUUGGGCCACGCCUCUGUGGUUUGCGCCAUCAUGCCCUUCCCGAUAAUCACGAAUGGGAUGGAAAGAGCUAUGAGCAUGAGAUUAGUUAUGCCUGAGGAAAAUUUAUGAAUGCUAUAAUUACAAAAUAUCUUACUCGAAUACAAUUUAAAAUGCAAAUUUAUAUAUUAAGACGAAAGCACAUCAAGACAAUUAGACAUAGUACAAACUUUGUUAAUGCGUCAACAUAUCUUUAUAUCAGCGUACUGUUUUUUAAAGUGUAUUUUUAAACAUUUGUACUUUUAUACGAAUACCUAAAAAAUUUAAAUUCUAGGUUAAAGCCUUAACCUAAAUCAUUCCGUCCAACAAAUAGCAUCAUUUACAAUGCUUGCAUAGAUCUAAACUAGCAUGUAUCAACAAUUUGUAAACAUAUUUUUUAAAUGCCACGUAAGGAUGAACAGUGCUAUCUCGGUAAUCGGCAGCCAGAAUCACGGGGCCGUGCGGAGUACUGGAGUGCCGGGUUAUUGAUGAUGAAUAACAACAUAUUUUUCAUAAAAUUUGAUGCAAAAAAGUUCAAAAUCAAAGUUAAUUCAUUUACGGUUUUUUGAGAUACAUCUGUAUAUGGGUAUAUUCAGAAACGCAUUAUAAAUGCGCAGUAAUUGCAGCGCUGGCAGCACUGCCAAUGUGACAAGUGUUGCAAUUGAUAGAUUGGCAGUAUUAAAAUUUUUCCUGCAAAUAAUGCGCGACAUUUGAUACAAAAAUGGCGUUUUCGAACGCGAUGCAUUUGCAGUACUGCCAUAUUUGCAUUUCUGAACGCAUUGCCAACACUGCAAAAGUACGUUGCGCAUUAUAAUGCGUUAUUGAAUAUACCCUAUCACUUUAUUACUCAUAUUUUGAUAUAAUUAUACACCACUACUAAUUUCAUGUCCGCUUCCUACAACUACCGCAAUAAUAAAAUAUUACUAUGAAUGAAAUUGAACAAAA
Molecule: messenger RNA, 1039 nt
Organism: Anastrepha ludens (Mexican fruit fly)
Lineage: Eukaryota; Metazoa; Arthropoda; Insecta; Diptera; Tephritidae
Gene: wrm2
Exons: 1
Coding region: 1-174 (57 amino acids)
Source: RefSeq, a predicted model, not a curated record